Messenger RNA from Mytilinidion resinicola, 2079 nucleotides. RefSeq lists its product as uncharacterized. Gene Ontology annotation, molecular function: protein dimerization activity. The transcript has 3 exons. The coding region runs from base 1 to 2079 and encodes 692 amino acids. The record is from RefSeq and is a predicted model, not a curated record. NCBI's taxonomy places the organism in Eukaryota, Fungi, Ascomycota, Dothideomycetes, Mytilinidiales, Mytilinidiaceae.
AUGUCGGCGCCCUUCAACGACCUGAUCGACUUUGGCGAGCUGGAUAUCGACAACAUCAACUUUGGAGAUACCGUUUUCGAGCCGGACCACAGCCAGGACGACACCAACCACCAGUCCUCCAACGAACUGGCCGACUCGCUGAAGGCCCAGCAUCUUCAGCAGUUCGCCUCGCCUGCAUCUCAUAGCAAUCGCCAUGCGCCCCCCAGCGGCCUCGACCAGGCGCAAUCCGCCCGUAUCGGCAGCGACAUGUCCCAGGCGAACGACUUCUACGACUUCAACAUGUCGUCUUUUUCCCAGUCCACGCAGGCCCAGGUGUCCUUCUCCGCUGCUCAAGAACCCGCCUUCCAUUCGCACACGGGCGUCCCGCCGACCCCAAACAGCGUCGAAAUGCAUGGCGACGCGGCGCGAUAUCUCCAGCAGAUGGACCCCCAAACGCGCGCGUUUAUUGAGCAGCGGUAUCAGCUGCGCAAGGAGGAGGCUGCUUUCACUCCUCUAGUGUCCCCCGCCGUCACCCCACACGAUCUCCGCUAUCAGAUGCCCGAGUACACGACAGUGCCUGGCUCAUACUUCAGUCCGCUCACUUCUCCUGCCUUGAGAGCCCAGAGCCAACAAGAGAGGCAUGCAUAUCAACAUAGUCAAUACGGGACGUCGGGGAGUUCGGCCGGGACUUCUCCCGUGGAUCUCGAUGUUGAUAUGCUGGGAGAAGCAGCGACGUCACAGCCGGAUGCCGGCAGACGGCUCAGGAGCAAUAAGAAAGCUGGGAACAGGUCAGCCGCUGCAUCGGCGCGUGUGCGACAGUCACCUAUUGUCAAACCCUCCACCAGGCGAAAAGCCACACUCUCAUCUGUCAUACCACCCAAGGAGGUCAGUGACCUGUUAGAAGAAGUUCAGAGAACGAAGCAAACGCAGUCAAGCUUUAACACGCUCCCACUACCUCGAAGUCGGGAUGCUUCCGAGGCAGAGUCGAUUUCCCCGGAGCCGCUGUCAGACAUGCGCCCUCCCCCGAGACCUGGUUCAGUCACACAUUCCCCCGCCAUAUCCGCCAAGGGUGGUGACACCUUUUCUCCUAUGCACAGCGCAGCACAAGGACUUCAUCCUGCCACUCCCGCCUCUCUGAUGCGACUUCAGCAAUCGCCCGGUUUCUCGCCAAAUCUCUCGCAUCAUCAGGAGAUGUCGCCGCUGCUCGAGGAGCUUAGGCUGCCCGAGUCGGCGACAUCAUCCUCAAGACCAUCUCUAAGCCGAAUAGAAACUCAGGCUCAGGAUGAGGACCAGAGCACGCCACGUCUACCGGCCCGGAAAACGCCGAAGCUGAACCCAUUGAGCACUCCUGGAAGCAUGUCUCUAUCUAUGGCUCCGAGUCCGCUGAUGAGUGCCAUAUCGUCUCCCACAAGUCCAGUGUUCGCGGUCAACGGCGCGAGGAGGAUCGAAGCAAAAGGACCCCGAAAUAGCAAGAAGCGGAAUAGCACAAGCUCGGCACUUGUGAGUCCAGCUUUGAGACCGAAGAUAUCGCCGAGCAUCAAGCCUCUUUUACCUGACGGUGCGACCUCGGAUGAGACGCACGCACUUCUCCUCGCUUCGAAAUCAAACUAUCAAAACAUCCUCGACGGAACAACUGUUCCUGGUGUCAAUUAUCCAUCCUCGUUGUCGACGAAUCUGACAUCGAAACGCACCUCUCACAAAAUCGCCGAGCAAGGUCGUCGAAACCGCAUCAACACAGCACUCCUAGAAAUGCAGACUCUCCUUCCGUCUCCUCAUAUCAAAGCGAAAGAUGCAGGCGAUUCCAAGAGCUCAGAAAGUAACGGCAGUGGUGGUAGCGUUGGUGUUGUGAAAGCGGCGCCCGCUGUUCAGAGCAACAGCUCCAAGGCCGCGACUGUCGAGACCGCGAUUGAGUACAUCAGAAAGCUUCAGAAAGCCCAGCAAGAGAAGGAAGAGAUAAUCAGCAAGAAAGACGAGGAAGUCGAGGCGCUGAGACGCGAACUAGCCAGGCUACGGCGAGGAAGCUCGACCUCGACGCCAAGUCUAGUCGAGGAGCCCAAACAGGAGGCCGACUCCGGGACGGAAAUGGUGGAUGCCACGUGA